CCGGACGCCACCAUGACAGCUCAAUUGCUGCUUCUCCUGCUAUUUGUGAUUUAUAACCCUGGGGAGCUAUUCUUGUGACAUCAUCCAGUGAGGAAUCCUGUCAUUUCCCUUUCCGCUACCAACGCAAAAUGCACUACUACUGUCUCCCUAGUGACCUUCUUAAAUCUCAGCGCUGGUGCGCCACCACAGAAAACUAUGACCGAGACCAACAAUGGAAGUUUUGUCAGGAGGAGGAAAGGCCAACAGGGUACUGUGAUCCUAACCCCUGCCACAAUGGGGGUGUCUGCGAAGCUAGGAAAGCUGGAUUCCACUGCACCUGCACAGCUGGUUUCCACGGGAGACGCUGUGAGACAGCCUGCAGAAGCAACCCCUGUCUGAAUGGAGGUCAGUGCAUACAGCUGGGUCAGAACUUGGUCUGCAGCUGCCCUGAAAAAUUUUCUGGACCACUGUGUGACAUAGAUCACACUGAAAUCUGCUACAGUGGGAAUGGGCACCUAUACCGAGGCAUGGCUCAGAGUAGUUCCUCAGGGGCACCUUGCCUACCCUGGGACUCCCCGAUCCUGCUUAUGGAGUAUUCCAUCAAACUCAGGAAUGCAGUAAGCCUGGGCCUAGGAGAACACGCCUUCUGCAGAAAUCCAGAUAAUGACACCCAGCCAUGGUGUUUCUUGCUGCAAGACAGACGAAUCACCUGGGAGUAUUGUAACAUUACCCGCUGUCACCCCCAAAGUGCCGGUGAACUGAUAACAAAAGCGACAGGAGCGCCUCUGGAGGAGAUGGCCACGAGCAGCCACGUGAAUAGCAAACCCAAGUCUACCACUAGCUCAGCUCCAGUUUGUGGACAACGCUACACAAAAGUCAUUUCCUCACGCAGCCGUAUCAUAGGGGGUGUGGUGGCACUUCCUGGUGCCCAUCCCUAUCUUGCUGCUCUCUACAUUGGAGAGCAAUUCUGUGGAGGAAGCCUCAUCGAUUCCUGCUGGAUCCUGACUGCUGCACAUUGUCUGGAAUUCAGGCCAGAUGUGUCUAGAAUAUCAGUGGUGCUUGGGCAGAUCUUCUACAACACCAGCACUGAAGGCACUGUGAAGUUCCAGGUGCAGAAGUAUCAACUGCAUGAAAAUUAUUCACAAAUAACUGAAGAGCAUGACAUUGCUCUGGUGCAACUGAAGGAAAAGUCCCCAGGACGUUGUAUUGGAUUUUCAAACUCCAUUUCACCUAUAUGUCUACCUAGUUCCUUGGAGACAGCUGACAGCAAUGGAUCCUGCCAAAUUGUAGGAUGGGGACAUAUGUAUGAAGGAGCUGACAAAUUCUCUGUAUAUCUGCAGGAGGCAGAUGUGCCCAUCAUUCCCCAUGAACAGUGCCGUUCCCCAGAUGUACAUGGGUCCCACAUUACCCAACACAUGCUAUGUGCAGGAUACCUGGAAGGAAGAAUUGAUGCAUGCCAGGGAGAUUCUGGUGGGCCCCUGGUAUGUGAAGAGCGAGGCAAGGCCACCAUCCGUGGCAUUGUCAGCUGGAGCACAGGCUGUGCCCAAAGGAACAAACCUGGGGUUUACACCAAUGUCGCUCGCUACCUCAGCUGGAUUCAGAGCAACAUGCAUUAGGCAAGCCAGAGGGUGGAAAGCCAGUGAAAUUGAAAUCAUGGGCCAUGCAGCAGCUCUCCCCAUGAGCUUGAACAUCUCCUUCUCUCUUAUUGUAUGUGCAGUUCCCUAGGCUAGAUGCUGAACAUUACAG
Messenger RNA from Thamnophis sirtalis, 1725 nucleotides. NCBI's taxonomy places the organism in Eukaryota, Metazoa, Chordata, Lepidosauria, Squamata, Natricidae. The record is from RefSeq and is a predicted model, not a curated record.